Messenger RNA from Aplysia californica (California sea hare), 4564 nucleotides. RefSeq names its product phosphatidylinositol 3,4,5-trisphosphate 5-phosphatase 2A. The coding region runs from base 617 to 4393 and encodes 1258 amino acids. Gene Ontology annotation, biological process: phosphatidylinositol dephosphorylation. The record is from RefSeq and is a predicted model, not a curated record. Lineage: Eukaryota; Metazoa; Mollusca; Gastropoda; Aplysiida; Aplysiidae. The transcript is spliced from 29 exons. Gene Ontology annotation, molecular function: phosphatase activity; protein binding.
UUAGUCAGGCUGUUGUGCUCCGAGGAGAGCGGAUCGUCGCGUUAUUUUGCAGUAACGGGAUCACUGCAAGAAGUUAAAGCUCUUUGAGAGCAAAAAUAUCCUCCUGGAGGGUCUGUACGUUUCAUUGUUCUUCUGCUGUUAUUCUGUAGAAGACGUAGAAUCUAGGCCAAUUCAACACGGCCUUUCGCUGGGCCUGCCACUGUCAGCUGAGAGGCCACCGGAGUCAAGCUGAACGCAUCCGAACGUGUAGUGACAAGAGAAAAACAACAUAAUGACUGAACACUGAAGAUGCAAGUGAUUAAGAAGGACACGUGACGUGAUCAGCGAAGACGCAGCAGGCAAAGCAAAGCCAAACCUAACAACAGUCACACUUGCACUCUGAGUCAGAUCGUCGUGUCUUCUUCUACUCUCAAGUCACGCGACGAGAAGGACAAGGAUUCGAUCCUUAAACCCUCUGGCAUUGAGGCGAGCCACCACCACCACCACCAGCAGCACUGUAGGAUGAAGAAGUCGUGUGGCUCCCUGCCUGUUGCAUGUCUGAGAAGGGGCGGCUCUCACAGGGAGGUGCUGCAGUAGCCAGCCACGGACUGGUCAGCGGUGAACGAGCCGGCCAAGGAUGGGGUCUAACGGUCGCGCCGGGGCCCGCGUGGUACACACCAGGAUGUCUGCCGUGUUCUUCCACCGGGGGAUCACUCGGCUCAGGGCGGAGGAGCUGCUGCUUCAGGCUGAGGAGGACGGGAGUUUUCUGGUCAGGGAUAGCGAGUCGGUCACGGGAGCCUAUGUGCUGUGUCUGCUACAUCAGCACAGAGUUCACCAGUAUCGGAUUCUGCCAGACAAAGAUGGCCGCAUUUCUGUACAGUCUGAGGGCGACAUGCAGCCCCCGAGCUACACAGACCUGCCCAGUCUGGUCACGUCGUACAUCAACAAGGGAGAGAAGAACGGCCUGGUGUGCGCGCUAAGGAAAGCCGUCAGCCCCGAGGGCUCGGAGGUGGCUGAGGCAGACUCAGAGGAUGACGACUUCGAUGAUGUCAAGCAGGCGGUGGAUGAUAAGAGCGGAGCUCCCAAGACCUUCAAGUUUGGUCUGCUCAACAACUUUGCCAGGCUGGACUUGUCCAGCUGUGACGGAGAGUUUGUGGACGCCAUGAAGGCGUACGUCGACCAAGGUCUGGAGAAGGACGCAGGGAUGGCGUCUGCCGCAGCGACUGGUGCGGGGGGUGGGGCCAGCUGUCCCAUGCCGGAGUUUCAGAAACUGGUGGCUGUGGCUGGGAAAGGCUUGCAGAGGGAGCUGGACGUGUUCCUCCUGAAGCUGUCCAUGUGCCAGGACAUGUUGUCCCAGGAGGACGACGACAAGCGACGGACACUGACCUCUAACCCCUUGGACAGGCUCGGUUCCUACAUUGACUUCAUGGCAGCCAAACUGGAGACAUGUCGCACCCAGAUUCUGGCUCUGGAGAAGAAGGCGCAAGAGGUGAUUUCAGAGAGUGGUGAGGCAAAGGACGAGGAGUAUGCUUAUCCCGACGUGGGUGACGCGUCCACUCUGGGCCCACAACCCUUCACACCACUUGCCCUUCGCAGGAGUAGCAGCAUCAGCAUCCCACUGUCCACGUUUGAGGUGAAAGUACUUAAGUAUGGCAAGACCAACUACCGGCUCAAACUGACUGUGGAUAUCCACCAGGGGCGGUUCUUUGCUGUCAAACCAUCAAAAGACCUACUGGAUUCCAGCAACACUUUUCCCCAUGACAAAAUUCUGCAGCUUGUGAAGAACACGACUGACAACAGCAGACUGCACCUGAUCUUUGACAACAAGAAGAAGUACACGUACCAGUUUGAGAACGCGCUGGCCCGGGAGAGUUUCUGCCUGCAGAUCCGUCAGAUGAAGUCUCUGCACUCCCAGGAGCAGGACGUGGACAACAUCUCAAUCUUCAUCGGCACCUGGAACAUGGGUAAAUCGGCCCCUGUGGAUACCCUCAAGUUCUGGCUCAAGUGUAACGGGGAGGGUCGGAGCAAAGACCGGACGCUGAGCCGCCUUCCGCACGACAUCUACGUGAUCGGGACACAGGAAAGUGCCAUGACAGAGAAGGACUGGAUCAACACCAUCAAAGCCGCGCUGAAAGCUUCUCUCAACCUGGAUGUGGACCUGUUGGAGUCAUGCUCCCUGUGGGGUUUGCGAACCCUUGUGUUCAUUAACCCGAGGCAUCGGAACAAAAUCAGCCACAUACAAAAGUCUUCUGUUCGGACUGGCAUUGCCAAUGCCUUAGGUAAUAAAGGUGCUGCAGCCAUCUCAUUCUUGUUGAGUGGGACAUCCUUCUGCUUCAUCAACGCUCACCUGGCCUCAGGAGAAGAGAGACUGGACAGGAGGAACGCAAACUUCCGGGACAUUCUGAAAAGUCUGAGCCUUGGCCCCAAGAACCUUGAGUGCUAUGACAUCACGCACAAGUUCCACCACGUGUUCUUCUUUGGGGACCUCAACUACCGCGUCACAGAGCCUGUGGAGCUGGUGCUGCGUCGCCUGGAGAGAAGGGAGUUCUCCGGCCUCUUGGAACAAGAUCAGUUGCGCCGAUGUCAGUUUGAGAAGAAAGCUUUCUUUGGCUUCAGUGAGUCUGAGAUCACCUUCAUGCCGACGUACCGGCUGGAGCGACACACGGCAGGGUACAAGUACGACUGGAAGAAGGUCAAGGCCACCACGGAACGCAUCAAUGUGCCAUCUUGGUGCGACCGUGUCCUGUGGCAUUCCUUUCCGGGAACGUUUAUAGAAAACACAGCUUAUGGAUGUGUGGAGAACAUGCUGAAUAGCGACCACCGUCCUGUGUUUGGUUCUUUCACUGUGGGCAUCGCGUCGCCUUUCAUCCAGAACCGGGCGUCGUUACAGGACAACUACAACGUGAAGUUUAUCUUCAAGACUAUAGAGGCUCAGAUCAAGACCAGCACCAAACAGUUCUACAUUCUCGAGUUUUCCUCUGCUUGUUUACCCGACAUCAUCUGCUGUGAGUCCAACAAACGCUUCGGGGACAGUCAGAAGGCAGGAUUUACCAACAACCCAAUCUGGACAGCUGAACAACUGCCACAGCUGCGUCCUCUGUUCGGAGACGUGGACUAUCUAGAAGACCAGCACCUACUCAUCGCCGUGAAGGGCUCCGGAGAGGACCACGAGUCAUACGGAGAGUGUGUGAUAUCUCUCAAAGACAUGUUUGGGGGUGAGCCGUGCUACUUUGAGGCCACGAUGACGCAUUAUGGAGAGGAGACGGGAAAGAUGAAGGGUGAGUGGUACAUCUCCCUGGGAGGAAUGCCUGGCCCCAGCUCUCGCUCCAGCAGAAAGACUUAUGAUUUUAUUGCCCUGGACACGGAGUAUCGUGACCCGGAGGAGUUCCUGUCCUUGUCUCCUCCCGUUGCCGAGCCGGGGCAGGCCAGCCCAUUCCUCCUCUCAGGGGACUCGGGAACCUUCCAGAACAAUCUGGCCACUCAGACAGGCGAAGACGAGCUCAAGAUCACCAUCCCGUCCCACUACGUGAACCACAACGUGAUAAAGAGAGCGCCGUCGGACCCUGUGCCGGAGUGUCCCAAGUUUGAGGACGGGGUAGAGCAGCCUCCGCCGAUACCAAACAAGCGCGGCAAAGCUCCGUUGAUGGGUCAGCUCAGUCUGCAGGUCAAGGCCACGCCGCAGGGUGCCAGCGGGGGUUCGGGUCUGGCGUCGAAGGAGUCUUCACGAAGCCCGGAGAUAUCCGGGAACUUCUCCCUGUCGCCUCCCACGACGGGCGGAGAGGUGUCGUUUGCCGGAGGAGGGGGAGCGGAUCGAAGCUCAGGAGGUAACCGAAGUCAUGGCCAGAAGUAUCCUAGCAACCACGUGUUUGGCCCGGCCUCUUCCUCCUCCUCCUCCUCCCCGGCUCUCUCUCAGCAGCACAAACUGGCCACAAAAGCCGACGGAGCUUCUCCUCCCUCCCCCGCCGCGGGGGUCAAGCAGAAAGGAAGACAGGGCGUCGCUCCUCAGGGCGCAGGGUUCAAAGCCGGAGCGGUGCGUGUGAUGGACGUGGACCCGCCAACCCCCCGCACUCCCCCACUCGUGUGGCAGGCCAGAGUGGAUCAGGACAGUUACCUGCCGGGCAUUCAGAAGCCCAAAGUGGUUCCGACUGCCCCUCCCAUGCCAGAGCAAGAGAUAUACCCCUCCAUCGCCAUACGUCCCUAUGAGGAGCUGAAAAAGCCGACCAACGUACAGGAAUGGCUCAUCGGACUGGGCUUGGCGGAGUACACGUCUUUAUUCCUGAGGAACGGAUAUGAUUCCAUGAGCUCGCUCUCAACACUGAACGCAGCUGGCAUUAUGAAAAUGGGCAUCCGCGACGGGGAGCACCACAUGCGCAUUCUGAACAGUGUCCGGGACAUGAAGGGGCGGUCCAUGUGACCAUGGCUUUGUUGAUAGGUCCGAGAGUACUGUGCAGCAUUCUGCUCUUGUGUUCAUGGGGAUCCGACAGCAUUAAGUGAAUGUGUAAAGACUAGCUCCCUCUUUCCUUCCCUCUGUUCCUCCCCCUCUCUCUCUCUCACCCAUCCUCCCCCUUUCUCUCUCUCACCCAUC